Chaetomium fimeti is the source of this 1803-nucleotide messenger RNA. RefSeq names its product S-adenosyl-L-methionine-dependent methyltransferase. Gene Ontology annotation, cellular component: nucleus; tRNA (m1A) methyltransferase complex. Gene Ontology annotation, molecular function: tRNA (adenine(58)-N1)-methyltransferase activity. NCBI's taxonomy places the organism in Eukaryota, Fungi, Ascomycota, Sordariomycetes, Sordariales, Chaetomiaceae. The record is from RefSeq and is a predicted model, not a curated record. Gene Ontology annotation, biological process: tRNA methylation. The coding region runs from base 79 to 1665 and encodes 528 amino acids. The transcript has a single exon.
AAUCUUUUUUGCGACGGAUUUACUUCGUACUUUUGGGACUUCACAUGCGCAUGGAAAUGCCAAAUACACUCACAAAACAUGUCCCUCAACUCUUAUAGCCCAACCAUGACGCCAACGACAAAAGCCAUCUCGCCGUUUCUGGACCCAGGUCCGCGCACAAGGGCCAAUUCCCUCGCAAUACUCCAGCUUUCACGCGACAACCUCCUGCCCGUCUACCUCCAGUCGCCAACGGGGAACCACGACGGUUACGCUGAAGGCGCCGUUGUCAACACGCGCUAUGGCUCGUUCCCCCACUCGACCAUGUUGAACGUGCCUUGGGGCUCUCAGAUCCGAGCUUCCAAAGUCGACACCGGAUCGCGGGGUCGCAAGAGGAAGCGCGAAGGCGCCGAUGAUGCCUGCCGGGACGCCACGGCCGCUAGCGAGAAGGACAACGAAGAGUCGCCCGCCGUCGCAAAUGAAGACAGCACGGCCGUUAAGAAAGCAGUUGCCGAUACGAGCGGCUUCAUCCACGUUCUCCCCCCCACCCCCGAGCUCUGGACGACGAGUCUGCCGCACCGAACCCAAGUCGUCUACACCCCCGAUUACAGCUAUAUUCUGCACAGGAUACGAGCGCGGCCAGGCUCAGUCUUGAUCGAGGCAGGCGCCGGGAGUGGGAGUUUCACUCAUGCGUCGGUGCGGGCCGUUUACAACGGGUAUCCGGCCGAGGGGCAGCGGAAGGGCAAGGUGUUCAGCUUCGAAUUUCAUGAGCAGCGCUACCACAAGAUGAAGGAGGAGCUCUCGGGCCACGGCAUGGACGGGCUCGUCCACCUAACUCACCGCGACGUGUACAAUGGGGGUUUCCUCAUCGAUGGCAACAGCCCGGGGGCCGACGCCGUGUUCCUUGACCUACCCGCUCCGUGGGAAGCCCUCCCCCACCUAUCCCGGCGGAAACCCCAGCCCCCGUUCGAUGUCAAAACCGCCGCCUCUGGAGACGCCGAAGCCGAAUGGGUAUCACCGCUGAACCCCAAGAAGAGCGUCCACAUCUGCACCUUCUCGCCCUGCAUCGAGCAAGUCACCCGCACAGUGUCAGCCAUGCGCCGCCUGGGCUGGGUCGACAUCGACAUGGUCGAGAUCGCCAACAGGAAGCUGCACACCUCGCGCGAGCGCGUCGGCUUAAACCUCAACUUCGACCGCGGCGUCAACAACUCGGCACGCGACGUCGACGAGGCCAUCGCGAGGCUGACCGAGAUCGAGUGCCGAUUCCGGGAGCACGCGGCGAAACCACGAGACGGGGACGAGGACAUGGACUCGGCCGACGAAGAUGAGCCCGCACCACCAACAGGCCGUGGCGCGACGAACAACGACGAAGCCCCCCCGGUCGCCGAAGAGGCGUCGGAAACAGCACCCUGGCUGGAGGGCCGCCUCAUCACGCGCGGCGAGCCCGAGAUCAAGACCCAUACCUCAUACCUCGUCUUUGCUGUCCUGCCUAUGGAGUGGACCGAGGCCGACGAGGCUGCCGCUGCGGCGAAAUAUCCUCUCGGCAAGGAGCAGAAGGUUAUUGGUGCCAUCGACAAGGUUGCUAGGAAGCAGGAGCGGCGGGAGCAGCUGCAGAAACAGCAGGGGAAUGGGAGUCGGAAGGCGAGGAGGAAGGAGAGGGAUGAGAAGAUGGGCCAGGCGGCUGCGUGAGGGGGAGUUGGUGGUUCCGAGGUGGUGGUUGUGUCCCGCAUCAGGAGGCGUUUGGGGGGGGGGGGUUGCAUAAGAGCAUUAGAUCCAUGGGAGCGAGUAUACCCCAGAGGUUAUUUGUACGAGACAUGGACAUGAAGG